Lachancea dasiensis is the source of this 1908-nucleotide messenger RNA. NCBI's taxonomy places the organism in Eukaryota, Fungi, Ascomycota, Saccharomycetes, Saccharomycetales, Saccharomycetaceae. The record is from the annotation of a GenBank genome assembly.
AUGUCAUCUUCGGUAACUACUCCGUCUCAACUUGAUAGUCUUAUUCAGAGGGCCACGAGCGAGUCUAUUCCACAUGGUGCUGUUGAUUUGACCGUCGCAUUGGAGAUAUCAGACAUCAUAAAAUCCAAGAGGAUAGCAGCGAGGGAUGGAAUGAGAUGCAUAAAGAAGCGUAUCGUUGCUACACGAUCAAAUCCGAAUACUAAUUUGUCGGCAUGGACUCUGACAGAGCUGUGUUUAAAGAAUUGUGGACUACCGUUCAUUAGAGAAGUGUGUUCAAGGGAGUUCAUGGAUUCUCUGGAACGUGCAAUCUUAGACAACGACAAUCAUGAGGAGUUGGAACGCAUGUGCAAGAACAUAUUACAGAAUCUCAACGCAGCAUUCAAGAAUGACAGUCAGCUGGGAUAUGUCUCAAAAGUUUAUCAAAGACUAACUUCCCGAGGUGUGGAGUUCCCUCCAAAUCCGAGUGGUUCUGAGCUAGCUGCUGCAAUGUUCGAAUCCAAGACGCCGGCUGAUUGGGUUGAUUCUGAUGUUUGCAUGAUUUGUUCGGAAAAGUUUACACUUCUCAAUAGGAAGCACCAUUGCCGUUCUUGUGGCGGCAUUUUUUGUCAGGACCAUUCGUCUCACAACAUCUCUUUACCAGAACUUGGCAUAUAUGAUCCUGUUCGAGUUUGUGACGAUUGUUAUGAAGAAUAUGACUUUAAACACCAGUCUGGCAGAAAGCAUGAACGGAAGAAGAGUUCAAACAGCAGGAAUAUGUCGAUGAACACCAAGCUUCAAGAAGAUGAAGAGCUCAGACGUGCUAUAGAGCUUUCGUUGAAAGAAUCCCGAUCAAAUGAUGUAUCAGUUCCUGUGGUCCCUUCGUUGCCGGUGGCAGAAGAGGCUCCAGUAAAUACCGAUGAGGAAUUAGACGAAGAUUUGAAAGCCGCAAUUGAGGCUAGUCUGCGUGAUGCAGAAGAGCUCAAGAAGAGACAAGAGGCAGAUAGUGCUGCCCAGGCAGUUUCUCUAAACCGACCACCUUCUGCAGAGCGCGAGAUGCCUCGCCAAGAGUAUGGACUUAGUAUUGCGGAAGAAGACGACAUUCAACUUUUUGCCACGCUCGUCCAACGUAUGAAGACACAACCUGCUACUGCUGUGCUGGAAGACACUCAGCUUCAGCAACUCUAUCGAAAGGUCAUGGGGAGCGUUCCCAAGCUAAACCAUUCUCUCAACAAUUCAAUUCAAAAAUACAAUUCAUUGGUAAACAUGAACGGUAAAAUUUCAGACAUCAUGAAUAUUUAUGAUUCACUUCUUGAGAAGCAGCUUCGUUCGAUAGACAUCCAUCAGCAGUAUUCAAUGCCACUGCCCUCUGACCCAUACGCUUACUACAAUGUUGCCCAACAGGAACCGCCUAGUGUCUCAAGAGCCUCCAAUUUGCCGGUGAAUAUCAGAAAUGGGGAUACCAUGCGUAAUCCAAUGAUCAGCGAUUCACACUUUGACUCCGUCGCACCGCCGCCCAACCCCGCUUUGUCGCCACAGGGAUAUCAAACCUCUAUGCCACUUGCAAAUCACAUAAAUGUUCAACGCCAGUCCGACUUGCAUACAUCGAACGUCGCGCAGCGAGCGUCAAUCCGACAGCGACCAUAUCCCGAUGAAUACGAACAGCCUCAAUCAUCCGAUCAAAACCUUACCAGCAUUCCUUCAGAGCCACCAUACCCGAAAGAGGAUAACGUACUUGCAGAACCGGCUAAAGGACCCUAUCCAAAAGAAGAAACUGCGCCCGUAAUUGAAACGCAAAAAUCCCAGGACGAAAAGAACAUAACAAAAUUUGAUUUCCCAACUGUACCCAUCCACGCUCCUCCUAAAAAAGAAGAAGAAGUGCGGUACGCUGAAGAGAUUCCAGACCGGGAAGAACUGUUAAUAGAACUGUGA